Messenger RNA from Mercenaria mercenaria, 2594 nucleotides. RefSeq lists its product as uncharacterized. The coding region runs from base 384 to 1967 and encodes 527 amino acids. The transcript is spliced from 2 exons. NCBI's taxonomy places the organism in Eukaryota, Metazoa, Mollusca, Bivalvia, Venerida, Veneridae. The record is from RefSeq and is a predicted model, not a curated record.
UAUAAUUAUUAUUCAUGACUAAAUAUAAGAUAAAAUAAAGAGGAAAAGAGAUGCAAGUUAAUUUUCAGUAUUUGUAUGUAAAAUUAAAGAAAAGUCUUGGUAUUCUAAAAAUAGCCUGUAAAAAUGCUGGAGUGCACAGUGCACUGUAAAUAUUGAAACUUGUGUAGUCAGACCAUUCCUUAAGUGCAGUGUCGAGGUUUAAAAGAAAGAAAUACAUAAUUUCUAUAUUUUUUCAACUUAUGAAACUGCCAUCUAAGGAAACCCACUGUAUGGUCAUGUGACUUUUUGGCGGUAAUGAAUCAGCUUACCUAUUAUAUACAUACUUUGGUGUCAUUUUAACAAAAAUAGCUGGCGACAGAAAGGAAUAUUUUAUUGAAAUUGUUAUGGAACAAACUGUUAUAAAUUUACUACAGAAAGUUGACAGAAGAUUAGAGAACAUUGAGACACAGAUUUAUAAACAAAAUGAUAGAUUGAAUUCUUUAGAAAAAAUUGUAAAACUUACUAGUGCUCAGAGUAAAUUGGACAGUCAGGACAGUGGUACAAAAACUACAGUCAGUUUGGGUGAAAGUGAUAACUUCCUAAAUCAUGUGAAGGCAGAGCUAAGAAAUGUGGGAAAAGGGAUAACAGGAGAUGGAAAAAUUAGGCCAAAAAUAAAGAAGACUAGUUCUUUUAACGAGAAACCUUCUGUAAAGCCAGUUCGGGUCAGAAGAAGUCCUCACACCAUUCCUUCAGAUAAAGAUGAAGAAAGAAGAAUUAACAGCUUCCGUCGGGAAUGCUUGUCAAAAGCUAUACAAUGGAAUCUAGUUGAUUUGAUAAAUGCUGUGCCAGAAAAACAUGAAUUUGUGCUCCCAAAAUGGCUUAGUAGGGAAGAGGUGAAAUUUAUAAUGGAAGGAACGGACAGGAAAAACCACUUCAGGCGAUUCCUAUGUGUUCUCAGGAAGAAGGAAUUUGGAACAAUGCAGGAAUGGCUACAUAUUUGUGGGUUUGACGAGAAAGUGGUAAAGCAGGUCUGGGAAACGUUCCAGGAAUUUAGUGACAAAGAUAUGAAUAUGUCAAGAUUGAAGUGUUUGCGAUGCAGACUUAUUGACGGUGUAAGUGUUGUGAAGGUGGCUGAUUAUUUAUAUAGUGCCGAUAUUUUGACAUCAGAGCAAGAAUAUUUGAGAAUUUCCAGUUCUGAAAGACCAGUCGGUGCUCAGGAUGAACUCUGGAAAUACGUUUUGCAACAAUGUGAGAAGUAUAUAUGCCCAGAAGUAGUUGCUAUAGCUUUGAAAGUGGCGCUGACAGAUCAGCUGAAUAUAGUCGAUGAUGAUGAGAUAUUGUCGUACGAGUCUUUGCUUAAUGACAUUGAUACCAGCGAUACUCGAGAAUUACUAGCAUGCAGCUGCAAUGUCAGAUGUUCCCAGUCACUUCAUCCACCAUCCUGUCUGAAAACAAUGUCUCUAGCUGGUGUCUAUUUUUCACCACCAACUCGGCGAAAACGAGAAAAGUCAUCAUCGUCAAGCGGAAGUCCACAGUCCAGUAGUUCCUCUAACUCGUCUGUUGAGACCAUUUGUAACAGUACCAAUGACGAAAGAGGAGAUAGAAAUGAAGACACUCUGAGCCCUGAUAAUGAAACCUUCCUGAAACAACCUUUUGGUACAACUAAAAAUGAAAAGCAGAAAUUAGAUGGAAACAGUACAGUUUCAAACCUCGCAUUAAGGCCACGGAGUGCCAGGUCAAGGUCAUUGCGCAGAAGGUCUCAACAAAAAGUUGAAAAUUUUCCAUCCGAUUCAAGCAUAGAAAAUUUUGAUAGAGAAAAUUUAAAAGCUGGUCCAGUCAGAAAUAGUUACAAGUCAGUAACAAGCAACCUUGAAAAUAAACAAAGUGUGAUACCAGUUCACGCAAAUACAGUGUAUAUUGACACUGGAACAAAAUAUAGUAUACAGCUACGAAAAGGAAUAUCUAGCGAGAGUUCUACUGAACACUGAAGUCUCAACCUCACAGUUUUUCCAAAGUUAAAGCCUCUUAAAAGCCCAGGAACAAAAUUGUACAUUACAUUUUAUCUGCAUUAUGAAACUGAAAAGCUGUUUCAACUAAUCACAAAUAGAAUAUGAAUCAGGGAAACAUUUACAUGAGUUUCAAAAUUUUCAAGCACUGAAUAAAUACUAAAGUGAUGCUGGCAGGGAAUCUAUGGAUCAUAUGUAACUUUCUCCUAAGUAGAAUGUACUAAUAUUUACUGAACUGGUUAGUCCAUUUUAGUGGAUUAUGAUCAUAGAUCAGAUAAAUGGAUAAGUUUUUCUUGGACAAAACCACUCGCAUGAUUUUGAACAAGUAGGACAAGAAACACCUCCCAUUGUGCUGUAGAGUUGUUGUUAUAUUCAUGGGAGUAUCAUUUCGAAGAGAAACACUGUUUUUUCGAAGAGAAUGUUGCAGAUUGUUAAAGCCUUUUUUUGUGACAUUUUACAUUGGGAUUAGUAUUUAUUAUUAUUUACUUUAAAUUAUUAGAUAUUAUUUCUAUUAAAGAGUUAUGUUCCUUUAUUGGUGAUGGCAGCUCUAAUUUCAUGUUUUAUUCUUUAAGAAUAGUAUUAAAACUAAAUAAUAAAUGUAUAACUUAA